This is a messenger RNA of Nannospalax galili (Upper Galilee mountains blind mole rat), 2536 nucleotides long. RefSeq names its product protocadherin alpha-7-like. Gene Ontology annotation, molecular function: calcium ion binding. The record is from RefSeq and is a predicted model, not a curated record. The coding region runs from base 194 to 2536 and encodes 780 amino acids. Gene Ontology annotation, cellular component: plasma membrane. Gene Ontology annotation, biological process: homophilic cell-cell adhesion. Lineage: Eukaryota; Metazoa; Chordata; Mammalia; Rodentia; Spalacidae. The transcript has a single exon.
CAUGAUGUCGCUCUUAUCCACCAAAUGGUAUCCUAGUCAAAAAGAGAAGCCUUUCCACUAGGAAGACUCCUCUGUUUCACUCUUCCUAUGCUCAACAAUGGCAAGCUUAUAGGGAAUGGAAUGAAGGAAUAAAAAGAUUCUACCAAAUUUUGACGCAAGUGUCGCUGACGAAAAUAAACGUCAGUCAUUUGAGAUGGUCUACUUGAGCGAAUACAAUCGGAAGAACCAACAAUUACUCCUGCUUAUGAUAAUCCUGGCAGCCUGGCAGGCAGGGAGCGGCCAGCUGCACUACUCCAUCCCGGAGGAGGCCAAGCACGGCACCUUCGUGGGCCGCAUCGCGCAGGACCUGGGGCUGGAGCUGGCCGAGCUGGUGCCCCGCCUGUUCAGGGUGGCGUCCAAGGAUCGCGGGGACCUUCUGGAGGUAAAUCUGCAGAAUGGCAUUUUGUUUGUGAAUUCUCGGAUCGACCGGGAGGCGCUGUGCGGGCGGAGCGCGGAGUGUAGCAUCCACCUGGAGGUGAUCGUGGACAGGCCGCUGCAGGUUUUCCACGUGGAGGUGGAGGUGAGGGACAUUAAUGACAACCCGCCUGUAUUCCCAGCCACACAAAAGAAUCUGUUUAUCCCAGAAUCCAGGCUGCUUGAUUCUCGGUUUCCACUAGAGGGCGCCUCUGAUGCAGACGUCGGUACCAACGCUCUGCUCACUUACAGGCUGAGCCUCAAUGAACAUUUCUUGCUGGAUGUACCACCCAACCACCACCAACUGAAACCUCUUGGACUUGUGUUACGGAAACCUUUAGACAGGGAAGACGCUCCUGGGUUGCAUUUACUGCUCACGGCCAUGGACGGAGGCAAACCAGAGCUGACUGGUACCGUUCAGUUACUCAUCACAGUGCUGGAUGCCAAUGACAAUGCUCCCGUUUUUGAUAGGUCAUUCUACACAGUGAAAUUACCAGAAAACGUUUCCAGUGGGACAUUGGUUAUCAAAGUUAAUGCCUCAGAUUUAGAUGAAGGCGUGAAUGGGGAUAUUAUGUACUCGUUUUCUAGUGAUGUUUCUACAGAUAUAAAAUCCAAGUUUCACAUGGAUGCUGUGAGUGGAGAAAUUACAGUUAUAGGACUUAUUGAUUAUGAAGAGGCAGCAGACAAAGGAAAUCCUCCAAUGACAGAUCACUGCACAGUUCUAGUGGAAAUAAUGGACGUCAAUGAUAAUUCACCUGAAUUGGUCACCAAGUCACUGUCACUACCUGUAUUAGAAAACUCUGCACCUGGCACUGUCAUCGCCUUGAUCAUCGUAUCUGAUCGUGACUCUGGAGCUAAUGGCCAGGUGACUUGCUCCCUGACGCCCCACGUCCCCUUCAAGCUGGUGUCCACUUUCAAGAAUUACUAUUUACUGGUGCUGGACAGCGCCCUGGACCGCGAGACCAAAGCUGACUAUAAGGUGGUGGUCACUGCGAGGGACGGAGGCUCGCCUUCGCUGUGGGCCUCGGCCAGCGUGUCUGUGGAGGUGGCUGACGUGAACGACAACGCGCCUGCGUUCGCGCAGCCCGAAUACACGGUGUUCGUGAAGGAGAACAACCCGCCGGGCGCCCACAUCUUCACGGUGUCGGCGGUGGACGCGGACGCGCAGGAGAACGCGCUGGUGUCCUACUCGCUGGUGGAGCGGCGGGUGGGCGAGCGCGCGCUGUCGAGCUACGUGUCUGUGCACGCGGAGAGCGGCAAGGUGUAUGCGCUGCAGCCUCUGGACCAUGAGGAGCUGGAGCUGCUGCAGUUCCAGGUGAGCGCGCAGGAUGCUGGUGUGCCUGCUCUGGGAAGCAACGUGACUCUGCAGGUGUUCGUGCUGGAUGAGAACGACAAUGUGCCGGAGCUGUUGCUACCAAGGACUGUUGGCGUUGGCGGCUCAGUGAAUGAGGUGGUACCUCGGUCUUUGGGGGCCGGCCAGGUUGUGGCGAAAGUGCGUGCGAUAGAUGCGGACUCUGGCUACAACGCAUGGUUGUCCUAUGAGCUGAAGCCCGCCGAGGCGGGCAUGCAUAGUCCGUUCCGUGUAGGCCUGUACAGCGGCGAAAUCAGUACAACGCGAGCUCUGGAGGAGACCGACGCACUGCGACAGCGUUUGCUAGUGUUGGUGAAGGAUCAUGGAGAGCCAGCGCUGACGGCCACCGCUACCGUGUUGCUUUCUUUAGUAGACAGCAGCCAAGCCCAGAAGGCCUCAUCUAGGGUGUCGCUUGGCGCCUCCAGCCUGGAUACGCGGCUCGUGGAUGUCAACGUGUACCUUAUCAUUGCCAUCUGUGCGGUGUCCAGUCUGUUGGUGCUUAUGCUGCUGCUCUACACAGCACUAUGCUGCUCUAGAGCGUCCAGGGAGGGCGUGUGUGGUCCUAGGAAACCGGUUCUGGUGUGCUCCAGCGCGAUGGGGAGCUGGUCUUAUUCAAAACAGCGUCAAAAAAGUGUGUGUUCCGGAGAGGGCCCGUCCAAGACCGACCUCAUGGCCUUCAGCCCCAGCCUACCUCAGGGUCCCAGCUCUACAGAGAACGUGAGUCUUCAGUAA